CAAAUGAAUUUCUCGAGCUCAGCAUAAUGCAUAAUGCCGUGAAUAGAACUCCCGUUCAUGUAUGAAAAUUUCACCUCAUUUCCUCUCAAUUUCAUGAUAAAAUCCGGCAAUUCGUCGUGUUUUCAUGUCAUUUACCAGGAUCAUUGUCUUCCAAAUCAACUCAUCAGGUGUGUUAUUCUACUCUGAAUAUCCUAAAAGGACCCAUGUGAAGUAACAAAUCAAAUCCUCCUCAGUUAACCAUCGGAUUUCUCUGAUGAAUCAUAUUUCAGUUUUUAGGGCGUUGCCUCAACAUGCUUUCUAAUUCAGUUUACAUCUAUUAAAGAUCAUGGGGAAGCCUGCCUUAAAAUCUAAUCGAGUGGUCAAACCAAAAGCAAAUGAAUCAACCAUCAAAAGCAAAUCGGAAAACAAGGUGGACCGCAAGGUCAAAAACCGGCCAGAUGCAGACAGAAAAUCAGAGAAACCUGAAAAGAGCGAAGAUUCGGCCAUUUUGCACCCUCCCAUCGAUAUAAGUGUAUCGGGUCUCCGUCAAAUAAGUCAAAUAUUUGAAAAGGGCACCUCAGAGCUUCAAGAUUUGCUCUCGUUUGAGUGCGAUGUCAUUUUGGAAUGCAAAGUCUGCCGCAACCUGUUUCGCAGCCUUGCCAACUUCCUCUCUCAUAAGCGAGUUUACUGCACAGCUCAACAUCAAACAUCUAAUCAACUGCUUCAUACUAAUAACAAGUUGGAAGUGGAUUGCGGCUCUUCGAAUCCGGCGGAUGCAGUUCACCCCGAUGUGAUAAAAACAAAACUAAAAAACCCAGCCCGCAUGAUCCCUCGCUCAAAUCUAGCAGCUGUGCUCAACGCUCGUUGCUUCGCCAAACCUGUGUUUAUGCGUUCUGGUAGAAAUGAGUGUUCUCCAAGUAGUGAGCAUUCACUUCUCUUGCAGACUCUGCAGGGCUCCAACGCAGGUGUUUUCCAAACGUACUACCCUAACUCAUCUAGUUUAGCUCAUCCACCGUCCAUGAAAGAGCAGAUGGAAGAACUUUAUUCAGCUCAAUCACAAACAGAAAGUAUGGACUCUAUGUUCUUACAAGUGAAUGGCGAGGACGGCUCCAGCGAGUUUAUGCGCGGGCACCCUGAUUCAGAGUGCAACAAAAUGUAUACCUGUGAUGAUUGCGGACUUCUCUGCUCAACUGUCGAAGUCCUUCAGCGUCACAAGCGACAGAUCCAUGCAAUAGCUAGGAAAUGUUACUUGUGCCCUUGUUGCAAAGACAGUUUUCCUAAUACUUGGAGUGUUCAUAGGCAUUUAUUCAAAGUUCAUCAUAAAACGAAUGAGCAAGUGCGGAAACUAAGGUUACAAAUUAAAUCCAAAAUUCUGAAACCCGGUAAAACAACUAAGGAAUUGCCUGACAAGACAAAAACGGUCCAACCAAAAAUUACAGAUCAGGAGAAAUGGAAUCUGGAAAACGAGGAGUGGCUUGAUCAGCUGGAGAAAGAUGAUCUACUUCGUUGUGGAAGUUGUGGUCGCAAAUUUGAGCGACGAGCAGCAUUGAAAGCCCAUUCCCGUGUUUGCCAAAGUCGUGUUUCCGUUAGUAGCAUUAGUAGUAUUCAAUGCCGAGUGACCUCUGAAAAAUUAUCAAAUCCAGCUGACCUUCAACCAAAGUCUGACAAUGAGGACCUGAAAUUGCAUCCUGUUGUUGCAUUAACAGCGCUCACCCCGGCGCAGAUCAAAGAUAGUCUGAGCGCUAAGGACAAAGCUCCAGAGAAGAAAAUUGGCAUCCAGGUACGCAUGGACUACUGCAAAAAUACGUCCUCGAAUUCGUUGGCCGAGGAACGAGUCCCCAAACCAUCGCCGGUUGAAGUCAUCACGAUUGAUGAAGAUAGAACUCAUGAUAGGUCGAAGACUUGUCUGGAAACUUUGCUAACUAAGAAACGAAAUAACCGGUCAGAUAGUGGCAACGACUCUGAAUCUCAAGACGAUAUGAGCGUUGGGCUGGACUUUAGUAGCGAUUCUGUGAUAAAUGAAGAUUUAAUCAAACUUAAUAUGCAUGACAUUCCAGGUAUUAGCUCAACAGACUCCAACAUCGGCUCUAAUGACACAGCGUUUGAAGGCUCCGUCAGGAUAGAGUCAGCGAAUGAUGAAUUUACAAGUGAAAGUAUACCUAACAAGCGGAAGAAAGCUUGUCCAGUCAAAAGACGAAUCAGUGCCAAAAAAAUGUUGUCCAAAAAGUCAAAUGAUGGAGAGUGUGUUUUUCGGAGGGAAGGUGUCAAAGCAACAUACGCAAAUUGUAAGAAAAAGACUGCACCAGGGAAAGUCUAUAAUUUUUCUCACUCUUGUCCGGAGCAUGUUAAGCAACUCACCGAUUAUUACAACAAAACGGACGGUGUUUGUCUUCUCUGUAAUAGUCAUACAGACCCAAGUAACAUCCUACAGCACAUAUCGGAGCAUGGACGUUGGAUCAAGUUCCGCUGCAAGUGGCCAGAGUGUACAUACAAGGCGUACAACAGAGUCGAAUUAAUUCUGCACGUCACGAAAGAGCACAAAUUCAAAAAUGGAGAAGUUGCUCAUGAUUUUGUCGACCUGAUCUCAAGAGAAGACUGGAAGUUUGUUGUCGCAACUUCAGCUAAUAACAGCAGUGUCCUACUAGGGAAAGUAACUGAACUUAACGAUAGACUUAAUGGAAAAGAAAGAAUCAAUGGAUCUGGACCACUUUUGAAAAAUAUUUUCGAAGUGGCAAAAGAUGUAGAAAAUUCCGUUCCAUCCAAAGAAAAUAUAGAAGAAUCAACAGAGUCAGAUACCAAACCAGAAUGUAUAGAACUUGAUAGCUCCAUGAGUGAUAGUGACAUAAUUGAUGUCAGCAGUUCGGACGAAGAAAAUUUUGAAGGCUUUCCUUGUAGUCAACAACCCUAUGAGUCCAACAACACAAGCUCUGAAAGAGCGCGUGUUAUAAAUACAGAAUGUGGUAGUCCUAGCGAAGAUCAAAGUUCAGGUAAAGGAGCUGGAAAUAUGAAUGAAUCGAUUUCAAGAUCUAGCCGCUUAGCUUCAGAUUCAAACAUAGAUGAUGAAGUCAAGUGGCCCGAAAGAAUAAAAGAUUUAAGUGAAGGAAUACCUCGUGAAUCGUCCUCAAAUACUGAAGUAACUCUUGAGGAGUAUGUGGAACCAAAUGUGGAACCAUCCAAUUCUCCUGUAAACACUGAAGCAUCAAUUACGUCCCGUCUGCUUGACGAACCAUUGUCACCAGAAGCUCCAUCUAGUCCAGUGUCGAUUUCUGAAUCACUGGAAAUGGCUGACUCUCCAGAAACAUCAGUGAAUCCAAGCACAAAAUCGCCAGUUGACUCACCUUCACCAGAUUCAGAUGAAAGAACCCUUGCUAGUCCUGUUACGUAUACAAUCUGUGAUAUUUCAAUGAUGACAGAUGAUGAUGAAGAUGAUUCUCUGGACGAAUCUCAUUGCGAUGAUACAACGGAUGCUGACCCAUCGUCUUCUGCUUACGGUAAGUCUGGAAUGGACGUGGAAAUGGAUGACGACCACCUUCGAGCUGUUAUGAUGGAGAUGAUCUUUGGCCAAACAAGUGAUAGUCCUACCUCCUCCCAUAAAUUCACUGUUGAAAACCAUAGCACCAGUAAAAAACAGAAACUCCUGGACACAGAACUUAAUGUUUAGCCUUAAGAGGCCUCCAUUGUUUCCUCAGAGUUCAGAAGCCAAUAAUUUCUUAUGUCAAUCAUUUGAGUGCAUUUGUUUUACUUGAUAGACCAAUGUAGAUAUUAAUUUGAAUCAGCAGAAAAUUUUCUCCGGUAGCGUAAAUCUGGUUUGCCGGAGGAGUAACUUCAUGAAAGGGUAACUGUUCAUCAUUCUAUGGAUUUAUACGACCUUCAGGUUCAUUCAGAUAUUAUUUUACCAGCCGUUGGAGAAGCCAUACCAGAAUCAUUUCGAUUUAUGAUUUUUUUCUUCUUUUUUUUUCACAACUUUUUUUUCUUCCAAAGAAGCAAAUCCUCAUUAAAGAAGAUUUUAAGACUUUACGCUUUCAUGUUUCAAUUCAAUAAAUUUAGCUAAGAGAAAAACUUUGGAACCUUGCUUGUAAAUAAUUCACAGCUUAAAUCCGUCUAUUUUUUACAGCCAAAUUAAACAAGAUCAUUUCUUUAACGUCCGAGGACUUCCCUUUCCAUAGUUUGUCAAAAGAAUCAGUACUUUUAACGAAGACCGGAAGUUCAUUUUUCACAAUGGUCUUUUUUUUUUUUUUUUUUUUUUUGCAUUUUGGAACUCUUUGGUUGUCCGUUCCAUAUUUGAUAUCAAAGAAAGCAGCAGUAAUCCGCUUCUUGGAACGCAAAUGACGGAUGCACAAGAUCGCAAAUAUCAUGUAGAAAAAAACCAUCAAAAAUGCCAAAGAAACAAGUUUGAAAAAUUAGACCUCGGCCUUUUUUAUAAGCACUGAUUCAAAAUUGCCAGCAGUAACAAUAGAUGCUUGAUUUUCAAGCUGGUGGACUCAAAUUACAUACAAUUUCUCUCUAACAUUCACUCUCAAUCAUAUUUAUCACUCUUAAUGCUGUGAACACCAAUCCAAGGUUAUAUUUUGAGGGGUAUAACAAUUGACCUCAAUCUUAUAUUUCUAUCAAUUGCUGUAAUUAUAUCCCCUUUGUAGUAUUUAGAAGUGUUAAAAAUACUGUAAAUACUGUACAUAUUGUUAGACUGCAUAUACUUUUUCUAAAUGUAAAUUGUAAAUUGUACGGUGGAAAGCUAUCGAAAGUUAUUUGUCAAGCCAGUGUACUGUCAUUUCUUCCUUUUUUUACUUA
Bemisia tabaci is the source of this 4767-nucleotide messenger RNA. RefSeq lists its product as uncharacterized. NCBI's taxonomy places the organism in Eukaryota, Metazoa, Arthropoda, Insecta, Hemiptera, Aleyrodidae. The record is from RefSeq and is a predicted model, not a curated record.